Dichotomopilus funicola is the source of this 2733-nucleotide messenger RNA. RefSeq lists its product as uncharacterized. Gene Ontology annotation, molecular function: ribosome binding; translation initiation factor activity; RNA binding. Gene Ontology annotation, biological process: translational initiation. Gene Ontology annotation, cellular component: membrane; eukaryotic translation initiation factor 2 complex; eukaryotic 48S preinitiation complex. The transcript is spliced from 10 exons. The coding region runs from base 1 to 2733 and encodes 910 amino acids. The record is from RefSeq and is a predicted model, not a curated record. Lineage: Eukaryota; Fungi; Ascomycota; Sordariomycetes; Sordariales; Chaetomiaceae.
AUGUCGCUCUCCAACUGCCGAUUUUACGAGGAGAAAUAUCCCGAGAUUGACUCCUUCGUGAUGAUCGCCGAUAUGGGUGCUUAUGUGAAGCUCCUCGAGUACGAUAACAUCGAUGGCAUGAUUCUGCUUUCCGAACUUUCGAGACGUCGUAUUAGAAGUAUUCAGAAACUUAUCCGUGUUGGGCGCAACGAGGUUGUCGUUGUCUUGCGUGUCGACAAGGAGAAAGGUUACAUUGAUCUUUCCAAGCGCCGUGUGUCCCCCGAAGACAUUAUCCGCUGCGAGGAACGCUACAACAAGAGCAAAAUUGUCCACUCCAUCAUGAGGCACGUGGCCGAGAAGACCCAGACCCCAAUCGAGAAGCUUUACGAGACAAUAGGGUGGCCGCUCAACAAGAAGUAUGGCCACUCGCUUGAUGCCUUCAAGCUCUCAAUAACCAACCCCGACGUUUGGGCCGAUGUCCAGUUCCCUACCGAUGCCGAUGCCGACGAGCUCAAGUCCUACAUCGGCAAGAAGCUCACUCCCCAGCCCACAAAGGUCCGUGCCGACAUCGAGGUCACCUGCUUCAGCUACGAGGGCAUCGACGCCAUCAAGACUGCUCUGCGCACCGCCGAGGCCCGUAACACCGCCGAGACCCAAGUCAAGUGCCGCUUGGUUUCCCCCCCUCUCUAUGUCCUGACCAACACCUGUCUCGACAAGAACGCCGGUAUCGCGCGGCUUGAGGAGGCGAUUGUUGACGUGAAAACAAGCAUCGAGGCGGCUGGCGGUAACCUCGUCGUCAAGAUGGCGCCCAAGGCGGUCACCGAGUCGGACGACGCCGAGCUCCAGGCGCUUAUGGAGAAGCGCGAGCGCGAGAACGCCGAAGUCAGCGGCGACGAGAGGGAAAAAAUGGCGGCCCGCUGGGCCUCAUGGGGAUCUACCGCCAGCAAAGGAAACAAGCCAUUCCCAUUCCUUCGCCAAGUCACCCACUACCUAAUCCGCUACGCGACCUGGAUCCCGCCACUCAUCUGGCUCAACGCCUACGUCGCCGAACUCACCUUCAUCCGUGGACCGUCCAUGUACCCUUUCCUAAACCCACAUUACAACGAAUCACUCAAGCGGGAUCUGUGUCUGGUGUGGAAGCUGUACGCGCAGGAGGACCUGCAGAGGGGCAUGGUCGUUACGUUCCGAAACCCCUACACCCCCACCACCACAACAGUCAAACGCAUCGUCGGGCUACCGGGCGACAUAGUCCGCACCAAACCACCCUAUCCGUACGAGCACGCCGUCGUGCCGGAGGGGCAUCUGUGGGUGGAAGGGGACGGUGAGCGCAGCCAGGAUAGUAACUAUUACGGUCCUGUGUCGGCAAGGCUGGUCACGGGGAAGGUGGCGUAUAUUUUGUCGCCGUGGGAGAGGGCGGGGCGGGUGAAGUGGUGGGAACAUCCUUUGCGUGGGGGGACGGCCCAAGAUUCCCCGUCGACCGGCUCGCCCUCGCCCUCCGCGCCCGAAUCCUCCCCGCUGUCCUCGUCAUCCCCGAACCGUCUCAGCGCCAGAACCGGCACUAGUACCGGCACUGACGCUCGUACCGGCGCCCCAGUCGCUGCUGUCCCCGUUCCGGAUCUCGCCGGCCGACAUGUGGAUUUUGCGUACACCCUAUCGCAUGCCCCCCUCGUCGAAACCGAACAGCCCCGCGCUCAGCAGCAUACUAUGAAACCACAAGAUGGAGAAGCCGAGGAUACGCGCCCGCCCUACCUGCACUGCACCCUUGCCGGCGGAUUGGGCGGGUCCACCGGCGACAUGCUGAUGCACUCCCUCGACACAGUCAAGACCCGGCAGCAGGGGGAUCCACACAUACCGCCGAAAUACACAUCUCUCGGGUCGUCGUACGUCAAGAUCUUUCGGCAGGAAGGGUUGCGUCGGGGGUUGUACGGCGGCUGGGCCCCUGCGCUGGCCGGCUCGUUCCCGGCCACGUGCUUCUUCUUUGGCAGCUAUGAAUACAGCAAGCGGCAGAUGCUGGAUUAUGGUGUGCAGCCGCAUCUUGCGUACUUGCUCGCUGGGCGAUACAACAACCCGCACUUCAACUCGGGGUAUAACUACCGGGGCAUGACCGAUGCGGUGAGGACGAUUGUGCGGACUGAAGGCAUAUCCGCGCUUUUCCACGGCUAUGGCGCAACACUAUGGCGCGACCUGCCGUUUUCAGCGCUCCAGUUUAUGUUUUACGAGCAGAACCUCAGCUGGGCGCAACAGUGGGUGGGUGGGCGCGAUGUUGGGUGGCAACUGGAACUCCUAACGGGCGCGGCAGCCGGCGGUUUAGCCGGUAGCAUGACGUGCCCCCUGGAUGUGGUCAAGACAAGACUUCAGACCCAGAUUGAUCCUCGGACCAUCACCACCAACACUAGCUUAGCACCAACACCAACACCAACCGCCACUGAACCACCAAAUACCGCAACGACCAAGGACGGACACACCAAAUCAACGAGCUCGUCCGAAGCAGCCAAGCUGCAGAAGCGGUUGAUAUCAACGUCCUCCCCGUCGACGCACACUCCAAAACCUGGCGCCGUUACGCUUCAAACAUCAUCAAUGAUCACCGGACUGCGGCUGAUUUACAAGAGUGAGGGCAUUGGGGGCUGGUUCCGAGGCGUCGGCCCACGAGCAGGGUGGGCGGCCAUCCAGAGCGGGUGCAUGUUAUUCCUGUACCAAGCGAUCUUGCGCCGGUUGGACAUGUUCAUGCCGAUGGAGCGGCGAGACCUUGUAUAG